GCCUUCAUCAUCAUGCCUAGCCUCGACAAAAUGUCAGGAACAGAGAUCCUGUCCGUCGGAAAGAAGAUGUUUUAUGGAGGAUUUGCAUUCUUACCUUUACUCUGGCUCGUUAAUGUCAUCUAUUUGUGGCCAACACUCAAGAGAACAGAUGUUCCAGCUCAACUUCGAAGAUAUCUUAUAUACUCCAUUUUAGGCUGCUUGGCAUGGUUUAUCAUUACAACGACUUGGUAUGCUUUGUUCGUCAACAAGCGGGUAACCUGGGGUGCAACUGCAGACCGUAUCACCGUCGUCAUACCUAAAGGUGUAUAAACCUCAUUACGAAAGUCAUAAACUACCGAAAUUAUUCAUGUUUGCGUAGCUCACUUAUACCCUCACAUUGACAUACACAUCGCCAAUAAUUGAUACCCAAGCAUUUCUCUACACUGCUCUACAAAAAAGUAAUAUUUGAUAA
Umbelopsis ramanniana AG is the source of this 451-nucleotide messenger RNA. RefSeq lists its product as uncharacterized. The transcript is spliced from 2 exons. The record is from RefSeq and is a predicted model, not a curated record. Gene Ontology annotation, cellular component: gamma-secretase complex. Lineage: Eukaryota; Fungi; Mucoromycota; Umbelopsidomycetes; Umbelopsidales; Umbelopsidaceae. Bases 13 to 309 code for a protein of 98 amino acids.